AUUUGUGUUAUAAAUUUUAAUCAAUGAUUGAAAAAAAAAAAUAAGUUUAAUAAAGAAUGAUUGUAGAAAUUAUAAUUAAAAAUAAAGUAUGGAGAUAGCGAAAAAGUUGAAAUUAUAAUCUUAAAGAUUUUAUGAGAAGGAAAUGAGUACAAAAGUAUAAGAAUAAGUGGAAGAAAUUAAACAAAAGGAUAGAGGACAUUUAAGAUUGAAAGAAUGGACAAAGAGAAAUCAUUAUGAAAAAAAGAUGAAAGAUUUAAGAAAAUAAUAUGAGAAGUAAAAUAUAAUAUGAUUUUAUAGGUAUUUUACAAUAAAAAGAGUAGAUGGAAGAUCACUCACAAGUGAGUAAUUUGUGAAUUAAUUUGAGAUUCCUGAUAUUCCGUGUAUAAUAGGAAAUACAGUGGAUGAUUGGAAUAUUGAUAAGUAUUGGACAUUUGAAAAAUUGUAUCAAUUAUAUAAGGAAACAUCGUUUAAGGUAGGAGAAGAUGAUAAAGGGAAGAAAUUGAGAAUGGCAUUUAAAGAUUUCCUUGAAUAUCUUGUAUAUAAUAAAGAUGAUUCUCCUUUAUAUUUAUUUGAGAGGUAUAAAAUAAUGAAUAAGAAAUAGUUCAUUAGAAGAUAUGAAAGAUGGAGGUGCUGAUCUAAUUAAUAGAUUUAAAUAACAUAAAUAUUUUAAGGAAGAUCUUUUGGCAUUGGUGGGAGAGAAACAUCGUCCACCAUAUAGAUGGUUUUUAGUAGGGUAGUUUAUGUUAAUGUUAAUAGUAUAUUAUAGACCUUAAAGAUCAGGUACUACUGUUCAUAUAGAUCCUUUGAUGACAAGUGCAUGGAAUACUUCAUUACAAGGUCAUAAACUUUGGGUUCUUUUUCCACCUGAUAUUCCAAAAUGUGUAGUAAAAGCAAAAGGAUUAGCUGCAAAAAGAAUAAUAGAUCCAGUAGAUUUAGAUGAAUCAAUUGAUUAUUUUCUAUAUGCAUUACCUAAAUUAAUAGAGUAAGAAGGAGCAGAUAAUUUAAAAAUUAUUAUGGGUAUAUAAGGUCCUGGAGAUACGAUAUUUGUACCUGGUGGAUGGUGGCAUGCAGUUUUAAAUUUAGAUAAUACUAUUGCUUUAACUCAAAACUUUAUGUCAAUAAAUAAUUUUGAUAAAACAUGGAGGUAUAGAAUACUAUAUUAACAUAAAAGAUCGGUGAGAGAUGAGAGACCCAAGUUUAGUAAGCGUUUAAUACAAGUAUUUAAAGAAAAAAGGUCUGAUUUGUAUGAAAGAGCACUUAAAUUAGAUGAAAUCGACAAGAACCAAUUUAGAGUGUUAAGUCAAGCCAAUCCAUUAAGUUCCGAUGAAGUUACUGGUAGUUCAUCUAGUAGUUCUAGUAGUUCGUCUAGUAGUUCCAGUUCCGAUAAUGAUGAUGAUAAUUGAUUAAGUGUAUAUUCAAAUUAAUAAUUUUA
Messenger RNA from Paramecium sonneborni, 1432 nucleotides. Lineage: Eukaryota; Ciliophora; Oligohymenophorea; Peniculida; Parameciidae. The record is from the annotation of a GenBank genome assembly.